GUCCGUGAAUGACAUCGAUCUCUUCACUGGAAUGUUACACGAACCAGCUGACACUGGACUGGUCGGUCCCACGAUUCGAUGCAUUUUGAGAAUCCAGUUUUUCCGACUGAAAUACGGUGACCGUUUCUUCUUUAAUAAUGAUGAACCUUCUUCUGGUUUCACUAAUGGUAAGUGCGUUUUAAGUUUUGUAGAUUAUAUCUAA
This is a messenger RNA of Candidula unifasciata, 202 nucleotides long. NCBI's taxonomy places the organism in Eukaryota, Metazoa, Mollusca, Gastropoda, Stylommatophora, Geomitridae. The record is from the annotation of a GenBank genome assembly.